Molecule: messenger RNA, 2145 nt
Organism: Oncorhynchus gorbuscha (pink salmon)
Lineage: Eukaryota; Metazoa; Chordata; Actinopteri; Salmoniformes; Salmonidae
Product: glycoprotein-N-acetylgalactosamine 3-beta-galactosyltransferase 1-like
Exons: 5
Coding region: 438-1466 (342 amino acids)
Cellular component (GO): membrane
Molecular function (GO): N-acetylgalactosaminide beta-1,3-galactosyltransferase activity
Source: RefSeq, a predicted model, not a curated record
CCUUGAUUAGUUGAGACAAGUAUGUUAGUGAGCUAUUGGGCCAGGAAAAAAGUAACUAAUUUCAGUACAUUGUGCUGAAAACCUGCAGGACCAUCGCCCAGAUUUUGCCCAUUCGAUAUGAUUAAAUGCACAGAAAUAGAAUGGACAAAUCAUUGUCUUGAAUGUGGAUACCUUUCUAUUCAAUACAUUUCUAUGCAUUUAAUCCUGUACGAAAGGUGAAAUCCAGAUGGAUAAUUUUUGAUAAACUGGGCCCAGGAUUGUGUCCAAGGUGCUCUAUGGCACCAUCUAGUGGUCCAUUUACUGAGUCCCCAAAUCAAUCAAUUGGUGGGCAGUGCGUCUGCAGGGGUGGUGUCCAAUUAACCAUCACAUCAGGUCAUUGUUCUGUUUCUGGAAGACAGAGGGUUGGUAUGUUUGAUAGAACUUUGUAAAAACCAAAUAUGAUUAUGUCGAAGUCCCCUUCAAAGCCUUCCAGGCUCUUGGAUUUUAUGUUCUGUGCUGGCUUUGUGUUGGGGUUCUGUCUCUGUUUCAUGGCCAUUGCUUACUACAAAGCAUAUCAGAUCUCUCAGGAGACAGUGCCCUUGUCCUCACGGACCAGCAGCCUCUUGGGUGAGCACCCUUCAGUGCACCACUCUGCUGUUACCACUAAUGCCUCAGUCCUCUCGCCUUUGCCCCCCUCCCCCACCCCCUCUUCGGGUCGACUGCUCUGCUGGGUGUUGACCUCACCCCAGACUCUGUGGACCAGAGCUAAACACAUAGUGAACACCUGGGGGCCUCGCUGUGACACACUGCUGUUCAUGAGCUCUAAGCCGGACCUCCUGUUCCCUGGGACCGUGCUGGCUCUGGCAACAGAGGAGGGACGGGCCAACCUGUACAAUAAGACCAUGGCCGCUUUCAACUUACUGCAUGACGGUUACCUAGACAAGGCUGACUGGUUCCUCAAAGCUGACGAUGACACCUAUGUAAUUGUGGAAAACUUGCGUCUGCUCCUGUCUCGGUUCAGCCCAGACAAGCCUGUGUAUCUGGGCAGACGUUUUCGCCGCUUUGUCCAUCAAGGCUACAUGAGUGGUGGUGCUGGCUAUGUACUGAGCCGCGAGUCCGUGAGACGCUACGUCAGGGCCCUGCACCAUGGAACCUGCACCCAGUCCACCUCUGCAGAGGACCUACUACUGGGCUUCUGCCUCCAGAAGCUGGGAGUCCCGGCAGGGGACUCUAGAGACCACCAACACAGGGAAACCUUCCACCCCCUGUGGCUGGGUAAACUUCUCCGUACCGAAGACAUACUGCCCAAAUGGUUCCACCAGUACAACUAUUACCCUUCCAAAGUGGGUCCAGACUGUUGCUCCAAUUCAUCUGUAUCCUUCCAUUACGUUGAGCCAGUCAGAAUGUACAUGCUAGAUUACUUCCUGUACCAUCUCAGUCCAGUGGGGGGCCACAACCCAAAGCUGGGUGAGACCAGAGAGGAAUAAGCAGAGACCCCUUUCUAUGGAUUUGACAGUGACAUCCCUGAUAAUAAAUAAUAAUAUACAUGCUCAUACCGUAAUUAAUGAUGUCAUUCUCUUGUAAAGAGUUGUCUUGCAAACAUUAAAACCAAUGUUGUUACUAAACCCUUUAAGGUCCAUGCUAGUUCAAACCAAUUCAUCAUGAUCUCGUCUGGAUAUUUGCCUAGUUACAGUAUGUUGUCAUACAUUGAGUCAGUCAUUAAAGUCCUAGAGAUCCUAUUAAAUACUAUUCUAAUUCCUAAUUAUAUGGUUAAAAUGCUGUCUUCCAGUGACAUACUAUAUUAGCUGAGGUUCCAAAUUGGUGGGUGCGAUGUAAUAAAUAAUGAUUGAACCUCAAACCGGGACGUUUGAACUGUAUAAGAGGCCCCUUGGAGCAGAUCACUGAAGUGUUACUGGCCAUUUGAUUUGUUUUAUUCUCCAACGCAGGUCUUUUGCGUCAUAUUGUUUCAGAAUAUAUGAUAAGAGCUCUCAUUUUCAAUGUCUUCAGCAGCAUCAGCUAACAUCAUUUGGUAGAUCUAUGGGCAAGUUGCAAGAUCUGAACAGAACUCAACAUCCUGGCUUGUAUAUUGGCCUUUGUAACACUCAAGUUGAUCCAAUAUUGACAAUGUCUUGAUAAAUGAUAUACUAAACAAAAGUAUAGACGCAA